GUCACCGUCUUCUCUCUAGGGUUUAUUAGGGGUUUUAUUCAGGAUCCUCCAUUUCCCCUUCGAAAUAAUAAAAGAAGAGCAAAAAAAUGGCGUCUCUUAUGGCAAUACGUUGCGGACGGAGCCCAUCGCCAACUAUUUGUUCUCUUCUCUUCAAGGUACGUUCUAACUCCGCGCAUUUCACUUUCACUAGCCACUUAGACAGAACCCAGGUUUCGAUCCUAAACGCAAAAUAUCUUAGCACCUCCCCUAUCCCAAACGAGUACCUGAUGCCACCAGUGCAACACCACCAAAACCAACAACCGCCAACGUCAUCUGAUCCUAGGGUUUUUCAUGGCCAACAAAACCCUAAUUUUAAUCACCAGUGGACCCCACAAAACCAGGGUUACCACCAUCCCCCGCAACAGCGCGGAGGUCCUGGUAAUAAUCAGUUUAAUUAUCAAAAUCAGGGAAGGGGAUAUCCUAAUCAGGGUCAGGGUUAUCCCAAUCAAGGACAGGGCUUUCCACAACGUGAAAGCCCAAAUCAGUGGAAUUCCCAGAUGAAUACACAAAUGCCUAAAAGCCCGAUACCAAAAUCAGUGGAAUUCCAGCAGAAUCAGAGCUAUCCUCAAUACCAAAACGCUGAUCAGAUGAAUACUCAAAUGCCCAGAAGCCCAAACCAGUGGAAUAACCAAAAUCAAGGGUACCCUCAAGGUAGAAAUUUUAAUGAAAGGGCCCCGCACAGUCAAAACCCUAGUCAAUUGCACCAGGAGAGCUGGAAUCAAAGGCAUGUGGUGGAGCAUCCGCUGCCUGAGCCAGUUCCCUCGCUACUAGAUUUAACGCAGUUGUGUCAUGAUGGGAAAGUCAAAGAAGCUAUUGAAUUGAUGGAUAAAGGAGUUAAAGCGGAUGCUAAUUGUUUUUCAUCUUUGUUUGAGUCAAUUGACAAUCCUAAGUCACUUGAGGAUGCAAAGAAAGUUCAUGAUUACUUCUUGCAGUCGACUUGUAGGAGUGACCUUGGAUUGAACAAUAAGGUGAUUGAAAUGUAUGCAAAAUGUGCUAGCAUGAUUGAUGCGCGAAGAGUUUUUGAUCACAUGCCUGAUAGGAAUAUGGAUUCUUGGCAUUUGAUGAUAAAUGGGUAUGCAGACAAUGGCUUGGGAGAUGAUGGGUUGCAAUUGUUUGAGCAGAUGAGAAAAUUGGGGUUGAAACCAAAUGAGCAGACUUUCCUUGCAGUUCUCUCAGCUUGUGGUAGUGCAGAAGCUAUUGAAGAAGGCUUUAUACAUUUUGCAUCGAUGGAGAGAGAGUAUGGAAUUUCUCCAGGGUUUGAGCAUUAUAUGGGGCUUAUAGGUGUUCUUGGAAAAUCUGGCCAUCUUCAUGAAGCUAAAGAGUAUAUUGGGAAAAACCUGCCUUUUGUGCCAACUGCUGAAGUGUGGGAGGCAUUGAGGGAUUAUGCUCAAAUUCAUGGAGAUGUUGAUCUUGAAGAUUAUGCUGAGGAGUUGAUGGUUGCUCUUGACCCGUCAAAGGCUGUUGCUAAUAAGAUCCCCACGCCACCACCAAAGAAGCGUACUGCAAUCAGUAUGCUGGAUGGAAAAAAUAGAAUCAGUGAAUUUCGAAAUCCAACGCUUUACAAGGAUGAUGAAAAAUUGAAGGCUUUGAAAUCAAUGAAAGAAGGAGGUUAUGUGCCGGACACAAGGUAUGUGCUUCAUGACAUUGAUCAAGAGGCAAAAGAGCAAGCUUUGCUAUACCACAGUGAGAGAUUGGCGAUUGCAUUUGGUCUAAUCAGCACCCCUGCAAGGCAAACUCUGAGGAUCAUCAAGAAUCUCCGUGUAUGUGGUGACUGUCACAAUGCCAUCAAGAUCAUAUCUAGGAUUGUUGGGAGGGAAUUGAUUAUUAGAGACAACAAGCGUUUCCAUCAUUUCAAGGAUGGCUUAUGUUCUUGUGGUGAUUACUGGUAAAAGGCCUCACUUUUUAUGUUGUGAACUCUUCCCAUUUUAGAUUUGACAUGUAAAGUUCCAGAAUUUUAGGUGAUAUGCAUCGCUAUGAACAGAAGAGCUGUUGUUGCUAGUGUUUGGAAGUGAAUGGUUCACUAUCUUAGGAACACUUCUGCUUGUUCUGAUGCUCAAUUAAUAUAUUUUUUUUACGAA
This is a messenger RNA of Theobroma umbraticum, 2117 nucleotides long. Its product is annotated as Tetratricopeptide repeat (TPR)-like superfamily protein. Lineage: Eukaryota; Viridiplantae; Streptophyta; Magnoliopsida; Malvales; Malvaceae. Gene Ontology annotation, molecular function: RNA binding; zinc ion binding; protein binding. The record is from RefSeq and is a predicted model, not a curated record. Gene Ontology annotation, biological process: RNA modification.